AUGAGGCGACCAACCCCCUCCUCCCUCUGGGCCCGUCGCCCGUGGAUGUGCACCCAAUGUCGGUCCCGCUACUCCUCGUCCUAUUCCACCUCCGCCGCUGCUGCCCCGAAUCUCCGCGCUGGCCACAACAAGAAAACCAACCUCCCCGAUGCACCCGCCAGGACGCGAUUCGCGCCGUCUCCCACCGGCUAUCUUCACUUGGGGUCUCUGCGUACGGCGCUGUUUAAUUAUCUGUUGGCGAAGCGCACGGGGGGCCAGUUCCUGCUGCGCAUUGAGGAUACGGAUCAGAAACGGACGAUUCCGGAUGCGGAGCAAAGACUGUAUGACGAUCUUCAUUGGGCUGGGUUGCAUUGGGAUGAAGGUCCCAUUGUUGGCGGUCCAUACGGUCCGUAUAGACAGUCCGAACGAACCGCGAUCUAUCGCAGCCAUGCGCAGGAGCUGAUCAACAACGGCCACGCCUAUCGCUGCUUCUGCUCCGCCGAGCGACUGGACACAUUCGCGAGACAUCGCAGUGAGGCGGGCCUGCCGCCCGGUUACGACCGGAAAUGCGGGGAGGUGUCCGCGGCGGAAUCCGAGGAGAGGGCCGCCAGGGGGGACGCGCAUGUGGUCCGGCUGAAGGUGGAGGGAUACCCCAUGUUCCACGACCUGGUGUACGGCAAGACAGGGCAGAACCGGUCGCCGAAUAAGCUCGAUCUGAUCGAGCGGGUGUACGACGACCCGAUCCUGAUCAAGUCGGACGGACACCCGACGUACCAUCUGGCCAAUGUGGUGGAUGAUCAUUGCAUGAAGAUCACGCACGUCAUCCGUGGCACUGAAUGGAUGCCCUCGACUCCCCUGCACGUUGCACUUUACAACGCCUUCAAGUGGACGCCGCCGCAGUUCGGACAUGUUCCUCUGCUUGUCGACAAGUCGGGACAGAAGCUCAGCAAGCGCAACGCGGACAUCGAUCUCUCCUCUUUCAAGGACACCCAGGGCAUCUUUGCCGCUACUCUCGUGAACUUCGCUGCUCUCCUGGGCUGGUCGCACACCCAGAAGUCCGACGUCUUCAGCCUGGACGAGCUGGAGCAGAUCUUUAACCUCAAAAUCACCCGAGGAAACACCGUCGUGGCCUUCGAAAAGCUAUGGUUCCUGCAGAAAGCGCACGCCCAACGCUUCGCCGCGACCUCCGGCCCCGAAUUCGACGAAAUGGUGACCAAAGUGUCUGAGGUCGUCGAGGCCACCUACCCAGCAGAGCAACUGUAUGCCCCCUACAACCCGCACCCCCCUCCUCCAAUCACGCCCUCUAACAGAAUACAUCGCGCCGCUCCUCCGCGCGGACUCCAAAUCCUACACCAACGCGACCGACUUCACCACCCGAAACUCCACCUUCUUCAGCACCUCCCUCCUCCGCCCCGCCUACACCCCAACCCCCUCCCCCUCCCCCUCCGCCCCCUCAAUCCCUCUCCAAGCCCUCCACACCGCCGCCGCAGCCCUAACCUUGGUCCCCCCACCCACUGGACUCUCGAAACCCACCGCGCCAACAUAACCGCCUACGACGGCUCCUCCUCCUCCUCCUCCACCACCACCGCCCCCUCCGAAACCACAAACCUAAGCGCAGACGAAGCCCUCCAAGCCAAGAAAACCGCCGACAAGGCGUUCAAGAAAGAACUGUACCAUUACCUCCGCUGGGCGCUGUCAGCGGGCGCCCCGGGCCCGGGGAUUCCGGAGACGAUGCAGAUUCUGGGUCGCGAGGAGACGAUCCGUCGCGUGCGGGAGGCGAAGAGGCAGACUAUGGAUUUGGUGCCCUUGCCGACUAGGAGGGCGAAGGGGGAUACCACCCCGUCUGAGUCGGGGGAUGUUUCGUGGAUGGGGUCGUUGGCGCCGGGGCAGUAA
This is a messenger RNA of Aspergillus heteromorphus CBS 117.55, 1872 nucleotides long. RefSeq names its product glutamate--tRNA ligase MSE1. Bases 1 to 1872 code for a protein of 623 amino acids. The transcript has 7 exons. NCBI's taxonomy places the organism in Eukaryota, Fungi, Ascomycota, Eurotiomycetes, Eurotiales, Aspergillaceae. The record is from RefSeq and is a predicted model, not a curated record. Gene Ontology annotation, biological process: glutamyl-tRNA aminoacylation. Gene Ontology annotation, molecular function: ATP binding; tRNA binding; glutamate-tRNA ligase activity.